AUGUACAUCACCCUCUUCUACCUUGUCACCCGGCUCCCUAACUCCCUUCGCUCAGUCAAGGACCACUUCCUCUCCCUUUGCCCCACCGAGCUCGCCGUUGACCUCCUCGAGGAGCGCCUCCUUGCAGCUGAGAAGAGAAUAGUCGCUGUAGGAACCUCUCGUUGUGACCCUCGUGCCCCUUUCUUUGAGGGGUGCUCCCCCGUCCCCGUUUUGCCCACUUUUACCUCUGUUGUUGCUGUCGACCUCGUUGGCACUGAGUCGGUCGGGGCUGUGACUGCUCCUAGUGGGAGGCGCCGCAGCGGCAGGAGCAAGGGGGGCAAGGGUGCUGGAGGGGACGGUGGGGGCACGGUGGUGGCGGUGGAGGCGGCGGAGGGGGUGGGGGUGGAGGUGGGGGUGGUAGCGCGAGUGGGGGCUGCGGUGGCGGUGGUGGGGGUGGAGGCGGCGGCGGCAGCGGCAGUGGGGGUGGCGGCGGCGGUGGUGCUGGUUGGGGUGGCGCUGUGCAGCGUGGAGGCUUUGGUGGUGGCUAGCGCCAGGAGCAGCAGCGUUCUUGUGAGACCCUGUCGCCCCAGCAGCUUCGUGAGUGGUACACUGGGCGUGGGAGGUCUGGGGGUGCUCGUCCCUACGUUUACGUCUGGGGUUGCUCUCUUUGAUCUUGACUAUGAUGCUAUGCUUGCUGCUAUGUAUGCUGUGACCAUUAAUGCUGAGGGUGACUGUUACCUGUGUGUUCCGCCCGACCCGGGCAUUGCGGCUGCGGCUCUAGGUGCUAGUGAGUCUGCUGCUCCACGUGCUCGUGAGUCUACUCUCUUAGGAUCCGCCGGUCCCGUCUAA
This is a messenger RNA of Closterium sp. NIES-65, 828 nucleotides long. NCBI's taxonomy places the organism in Eukaryota, Viridiplantae, Streptophyta, Zygnematophyceae, Desmidiales, Closteriaceae. The record is from the annotation of a GenBank genome assembly.